This is a messenger RNA of Phycomyces blakesleeanus NRRL 1555(-), 297 nucleotides long. RefSeq lists its product as hypothetical. The transcript is spliced from 2 exons. The annotation marks the transcript as partial. NCBI's taxonomy places the organism in Eukaryota, Fungi, Mucoromycota, Mucoromycetes, Mucorales, Phycomycetaceae. The record is from RefSeq and is a predicted model, not a curated record.
UUCUCUGGCGAGGGUACCUGGUACGGUACUGGUCUUGGAUCUUGCGGCGAGGUCAGCGCCAACACUGAUUUGAUUGCAGCAUUGAAUGCUCCUCAAAUGGGUGUCGUCCCUAACCCCAACAACAACCCUCUCUGCGGUCGCUAUGUAAAGGUCAAUGGUCCUAAUGGCACCAGUGUCCGCGUUAAGAUUGUCGAUACUUGCCCCGGCUGUGCCUCUGGUGAUCUCGACCUCAGUCCCGCUGCCUUCACCAAGCUCGCUGACUUGGGUGUAGGCCGUAUCAACAUCAACUGGAAUUGG